GCGGCACUGACGAGCCACAGCCACAAACACUCGCCGGACUGCGCGUGCGCGGAGAUCUGACGGCCAACAUGGCGGCGAGUAACGGCGGCGGAAUGGAGGUGGACGCUACAGCGAGCCCCAGUGUGAUGGCAUCUGGUGUGACCGGCAGUGUUUCUGUGGCUCUGCAUCCGCUGGUGAUCCUCAACAUCUCAGACCACUGGAUCCGAAUCCGCUCACAGGAGGGACGAGCCGUGCAGGUUGUCGGAGCUCUGAUUGGUAAGCAGGAGGGCAGAAACAUCGAGGUGAUGAACUCCUUUGAGCUUCUGUUUCACACUGUGGAGGAUCAGAUUCACAUCGACAAAGAGUAUUACUACACUAAAGAGGAGCAGUUCAAGCAGGUUUUUAAGGACAUGGAGUUUCUGGGCUGGUACACGACGGGCGGCUCUCCAGACCAAUCAGAUAUCCACAUUCAUAAACAGGUGUGUGAAAUCAUCGAGAGUCCACUGUUCCUGAAGCUCAACCCCAUGACCAAACACACGGACCUGCCGGUCAGUGUGUUCGAGUCUGUGAUCGACAUCAUCAGCGGAGAGGCCACAAUGCUGUUCGCUGAGCUGCCGUACACACUUGCCACAGAGGAGGCCGAGCGCAUCGGGGUCGAUCAUGUGGCCAGAAUGACGGCUACUGGAACAGGAGAAAACUCCACAGUGGCGGAGCACCUCAUCGCUCAGCACAGCGCUAUAAAGAUGCUGCACAGCCGAGUGAAGGUCAUUCUGGAGUACGUCAAAGCUGUGCAGGCAGGUGAAGUCCCCUUUAAUCAUGAGAUCCUGCGUGAGGCCAACGCUCUGUGUCAUCGCCUGCCGGUCCUCAACACACUCAAGUUCAAGACAGACUUCUAUGAUCAAUGUAAUGACGUGGGUCUGAUGGCGUAUCUCGGCACCAUCACCAAAACCUGCAACAGCAUGAACCAGUUCAUCAACAAGUUCAACGUGCUGUACGACAGACAGGGCAUCGGCCGGCGCAUGAGGGGGCUGUUCUUCUGAACACACACACACACACACACACACACACGUCUCUGUCAUGCUUUCACAGACUGUUCACAGUAAUAAACAGAAGUCAUUGAUCAGUGAUGCGCUACUGCAAGUGGACCACCGGCCAUCAGAGCAGUCAGCCUGCGCACGCGUUCAGCUCAGUAAACACACACACACACACACACACAUCUGCUGAUUUACACACUUUAUUUAUCUUACUGUCAAUCUUGCUUUUUCCACACAAAGUGAUUAAACAUUGAAAUAAAAGUCAACAGAAGUAAAA
Messenger RNA from Danio aesculapii, 1290 nucleotides. RefSeq names its product COP9 signalosome subunit 6 (gene cops6). The coding region runs from base 69 to 1019 and encodes 316 amino acids. The transcript has 10 exons. Gene Ontology annotation, biological process: protein deneddylation. NCBI's taxonomy places the organism in Eukaryota, Metazoa, Chordata, Actinopteri, Cypriniformes, Danionidae. Gene Ontology annotation, molecular function: protein binding; metallopeptidase activity. The record is from RefSeq and is a predicted model, not a curated record. Gene Ontology annotation, cellular component: COP9 signalosome.